CAGAACACGUGGCGGCACUCGUGAAUUGGCAUGACAAAACCCUUCGAUCACAUGCAGCCGCUGUUACGUUGUCCUCGUUUGUGAGGCACUUAUUAUGACGCCGGCCUGAUACUGGCCAGGCUUUCUCUAAGUAGCCGACAGCGAUUGUUCGGCGAGCUUAGGUUCGUCUCAAUAUGGCCUGGCCGUUAUCAGGACGUCUUGUGCUGAACAGUCUUCUCACAGAAUCUUCCAUACCAAUGUCGCGCGCGUUCAUCUCUGCUUCAAAAUCGGAAGCACGGCUCGAGGCUACAAUGCCUCUGCAGUGCGGAGUUGUAUGGGUGAUCCAGAGAUGGGGUUUUGUUCUUGAAGGUCCUCUUUAUGUCUUGCGUUAUUUGGUUUCUAUGGGUGUCUCAUAUCUUACUGCUUGCUGUCGUUCCUGCUAUGCCAUACUUUUAGAUCACUUGAGUACCUGACCGCUCGCUGCUUAGUGAUUACUCGUGUCGAAAAAUGUGCAAAUUCUAAGGAUAGGCACCUC
Suillus subaureus is the source of this 514-nucleotide messenger RNA. RefSeq lists its product as uncharacterized. The transcript has a single exon. NCBI's taxonomy places the organism in Eukaryota, Fungi, Basidiomycota, Agaricomycetes, Boletales, Suillaceae. The record is from RefSeq and is a predicted model, not a curated record. Bases 174 to 452 code for a protein of 92 amino acids.